Molecule: messenger RNA, 2615 nt
Organism: Cephus cinctus (wheat stem sawfly)
Lineage: Eukaryota; Metazoa; Arthropoda; Insecta; Hymenoptera; Cephidae
Exons: 9
Coding region: 1550-2560 (336 amino acids)
Source: RefSeq, a predicted model, not a curated record
GGUACCCUUAUCGUGCCGUUUUCAUUAUUUGAAUUGUAUUCAAAUAUUUAUUCAUGUUGCAUAGUACUUACAGUUGUUAAUUCUAAGCUGUUUGUGGAUCAUAAUCUAGUAGAUGAAUUUUUAAUCCUGGGUCAAUACACGCUCAAGAUAUUGAAAAAGAAAUAGCCCGUCCUGUAUAGGAAUGUUAAAUAUUUUUGAAUAAACAAUUGUUCCUGUUUUGCGACACAAGAUUUGAAAUGACCGUGUGAGACGAGAACAAGGCCAUGCUUAUCGAUGGUAGAGGGCAAUAAUCUGAGAACAAGAUUAUUAGCUUGUUUAUUAUUCAUAGAAACUGGAGUUGACACUAUAGAUACAUCUACUUGACAAUAUUUUUUGUACUCUCUUUUUAAUUCCUGUCGAAUAACAUACCGGAUCCUUUACUUCGUACACGCAUGCAUAACGAGAGACAAUACAUCUCCGAGGCUAAUGCACUUGUCCAGGUCAUUGCGCAAUGCAGUCUGCAGGUGCAUCGACAGUAGAGCCCGGGGGCCACAAUGCAACUGCAAAUUAUGCAUAUUCAUCCGACUUGUCAGUAUAGCGAUUGAAGCAGCACGCGUCCUGAUACAUAUAUAUAAUUAAAUUUGUUUAUUUAACAAGAACUCGAUGAUGGGAGUCGCGAAACUCAAAACACCCAUGGGAAUUAUCCUCAAGGCAACCAUCGUGACCGUAAUGGCAAUUAUAAUAUUCAAAAACGCAACUUAUCACUGAGUGGAAUAAUUGAUUUGCGACUCUGACGCAAUACCGGUUGCGAGAUCGUUUCACGGCGGUCUUUUGACUUACUGACAAUUUAAAUAUAUAUUAUAAAUAAAUGUAUAUUCUUUUUUUCACGAAAAACGUUCAAAUUAUCUAAGAAAAUUAUUUGGAUAACAAAAUUCCUUAAAUCUUUCUGGAUUAUUAAAUACAGUUUCUCAUGCACUGCAGUCACCCAGCUAACAUGUCUAAAUCGUCAUAUAUCGUUAAGGAACCUUAUCUGAACGACCCCCUCCCCCCCCCCAACACCUGCAUCGAAGAGAAGAUGAAGAAGAAGAAACAGAUUAGAGGUGGGUGUAAGGCCCCGUAUUUUAUAUGCGCAGGGAGCAUUGCGCACAUAAUCGACUCAGGCGGGAAAGAAUCAUGUUAGUUCAGCAGUAGUUCAGUGGUAGCAGCUUGUUACCCAUAGUUCUCUUGAUCUUCCACAUCGUUUACUUCUUCGUCUUAUUCUUCUUCUUGAUCUUCAUCCACUUCUUCCUCUUCCUACUCGACCGGCUACUAUAUAUCUCCACCGUGCGCGCCGAUUUGACCGCAGAACCUUCCCGGUUUUCGCGUGUAUAUCGUCCCGCAGAAACGACACUAAAUUGCUUGGCAAUUACUAAGGCGAAUUUCGGAAUUUCAGCUGUUCAUCAAGGACGGCCUGAAGGUACUCGAGAAGAGGGAAAAUUACAACAGCGACCGACAUAUAAACUUUUCAACGGCAUCUUGACCAAUAUUAUUCGAUCUACAACCUGAUCACGUACAGCCGUUCGUGGAAACCAUGACCACAGGACGGCCUCUUGUUUUAUGCAGAGUGAUUCUGCUGCUCCUGUUGCAGAUACUAAAGGAGAUUGGUGUUAAUGGACAUGGAAGACUAAUGGAUCCACCAUCUCGAAAUAGCAUGUGGCGCUUUGGUUUUCCCAAUCCGGUUAAUUACAAUGACAACGAACUCUUCUGCGGCGGGUACGCAGUACAAUGGGUUCAAAAUCAAGGACAGUGCGGUAUGUGCGGAGAUGCUUAUCAUCUGAAUGAACCAAGACCCCACGAGGCUGGUGGAGAAUUUGCCAAAGGGACGAUAGUACGACAUUACACAGUAGGACAGGAAAUUGACGUGGAAGUCGAACUCACAGCUAAUCAUCUCGGUCGCUUCGAGAUGUAUCUGUGUCCCAAUAACAAUCCUUCCAAUGAGGCAUCGCAAGAAUGCUUCGACAGGUAUCCACUUUAUAUAUCUGGCACGAAGGAGGUCCGCUUCCAGAUUCCGGUGGAAACUGAGAAGAAGGCCAUUUUCCGCUACAAGGUAUCUUUGCCGCCGUACGUGACGUGCUCGCAGUGUGUCAUUCAAUGGAAUUACUUCACAGGAAAUAUGUGGGGUACAUGUCCAAACGGAACAGAAGCUGUGGGCUGUGGUCGCCCUGAGACUUUUCGUAAUUGCGCCGACGUCAGUAUAGUAACUAGUACUGCAGGUGUUCCGCCAUUGUUUGUACAACAGGACAAUCCGUUCUUACUGUAUUACAGGGACUACCGUUCUCCAAACAAUGUAUUCCCCUUAGUUAUCAGGUCUCAAGUGUGCGUUCCUACUCAGCUCUACAGAAGAAUUCCUGGCAUGGGAGAAUGGUGCCAGACUAAUUGUCUACGUUAUCCUCCAAAUUGUCCUACGACGAUCUGUCAGUGUCCAGAAGUCUGUGACGCCAUUGGUGAAAUAUCCGGAAAGGAAGGAGCCAGUGUCUAUUGUCUGGAUAAAUGUCUGGUCUAUCCAUCGAAUUGCCCAUCGCACCGUUGCCGUUGUUACUAAGAAGAAAUAAUGAAAAUUAGAAACCCAUAAUAAUCUAUCUGUAAGAAAAGAGAAU